Molecule: messenger RNA, 1039 nt
Organism: Mizuhopecten yessoensis (Yesso scallop)
Lineage: Eukaryota; Metazoa; Mollusca; Bivalvia; Pectinida; Pectinidae
Product: cytoplasmic dynein 1 heavy chain 1-like
Exons: 4
Biological process (GO): nuclear migration; retrograde axonal transport; cytoplasmic microtubule organization
Cellular component (GO): cytoplasmic dynein complex; cell cortex; cytoplasmic microtubule
Molecular function (GO): minus-end-directed microtubule motor activity; dynein intermediate chain binding; dynein light intermediate chain binding
Source: RefSeq, a predicted model, not a curated record
UACAUUCCCCCUGACUACCUGCCUGCUGCCUAUGAGGGUCUGUCUGCGAGGCCGUCCCACAGAGAGGUUGUGACCAACGCCUUCGUCCACGUCCACCAGUCGCUGCACCAAGCCAACACCCGUGUAGCUAAGCGAGGCGGGCGCUGUAUGGCAAUCACACCCAGACACUACCUUGACUUCAUUAACCACUUCGCUAAACUGUACAAUGAGAAACGAUCCGACCUAGAGGAGCAGCAACUUCAUCUGAACAUCGGUCUACAGAAAAUCCGAGAGACAGUCGACCAGGUGGAAGAGCUGCAGAAAUCUCUCUCAGUCAAACGUAUUGAACUAGAGGAGAAAAACGCUGCAGCUAAUGCCAAACUCAAACAAAUGGUCAAAGAUCAGCAGGAAGCAGAGAGAAAAAAAAUGACAUCACAGGAAAUCCAGGUGGCACUUAUUGAGCAGACGAAGAUAAUUGGAGAGAAAUCAGCAAGCGUAAAAGCUGAUUUAGCUGGGGUAGAGCCAGCCGUUAUAGAGGCACAGCAAGCUGUCAAAUCUAUCAAGAAACAGCAUCUUGUGGAGGUCAAGUCCCUCCCUAAUCCUCCCUUUGCUGUCAAAAUGGCCAUCGAGUCCAUCUGUACCUUGCUCGGAGAACAGGAUCUUGACUGGAAGUCACUGAGAGGCAUCAUUAUGAGAGAAAAUUUCAUUUCCACCAUUGUCAACUUCGACACUCUUGCUAUUCCGUGAGUUUGUAGGGACCAGUGUAAGAAGUAUAAGGUGUAUUGUCACUCAGACAAUUACUGGGGUUAUCUGUUAGGGGUUGUCUGCCUCAUGUAUCCAGAAAAUGCCAACCAUACAAAAUCUGUCAAAUUGGUUCAGGUUAAAACACAGUUUGGUCUCAUAUCUAGAAAUCAUUUGUGGUAAAUAAAUGAUAUUUAAGGAAAAACUAACCCAAAAUUUGAUCAGCGCUUAUGUAAUGAAAUGACGGACAUGGAGUUGUGGUUGGCCUUUCUGCAUACUGUUGGUAGAACCAGUGAGUUUGAUGCUCUGUGACCUGUAC